AUAAAGAGCGACAACAGGCCCACGUUCAGCAGGUGCAGCAAUCACAGCAGCUUAUUUUACAUCAACAAUCUUUGGCAGCAAUGGCAGCAGCAGCCAUGCACCAUCAACAACAGCAACAGCAACAACACCAGCAACUGACACAACAUCAGCUUCAGCUUCAUCACCACCACCAACAGCAACAGUUGCAUCCUCACUUGCAGCAACAGCAGCAACAACAGCAGUCGCAUUCACAUGUCCACCAGCAAAGCCUUUACAAUCGGUUGGCUGCAGCCGCAGCUGCCGCUCAAGCCGCUCAAGCCGCCCAAGCAGCUCAAGUCGCACAGGCGGCUGUCCCUCCAUCUUCUAACACUGCGUUCGCCUUUACCAGCCCUGUUGCUGCGGCAGCAGCAGCAGCUUUGGCCGCUGGAUUUAUGCCAGCAAGUUUGCAAUGCACUAUGCCAUCUGCUUCCUCAGCUGGAAACUUGCCUUUGAUAUCUCCAGUAUCUUCCCCUUCCAUAGCAGUUUCAGCCGCAGACGGAUUGUCUUCAUCUGGAACUAUGUCAGUCACAGGCUCAUCACAUACUGCGGUGGCAGCAGCAGCAGCAGCGGCGGCAGCAGCAGGAAUAAGUCCACUCUCGCAUGCAGUUAAUCUGCAUCAUUCAUUGCAAGCGGCAGCUGCAGCAGUCGCUAGUGGUCAGACGCUGACGAUGCCAACUACAGGUAGACUUAAUUGA
This is a messenger RNA of Protopolystoma xenopodis, 713 nucleotides long. The record is from the annotation of a GenBank genome assembly. NCBI's taxonomy places the organism in Eukaryota, Metazoa, Platyhelminthes, Monogenea, Polystomatidea, Polystomatidae.